UCAUGCAUCGGCAGAUUGAGGCGCUCCUCCCGUGCACAAACAGUGUGGACGUCACGUAACCGCUCCGUUCUGGAGGAAGCGGCGCUGGGACCGCCACGGCCACGUGACGCAGCUCUUUCGUUUGAACUUCGGCUGGCGGGCGAUCCCGAGCCAGCCCCCACCUGGAUGAUUCACGGCCAACCCUGCAGCCGAAGGCCUGAGCGAUGCAGCUGAAGAUUUCAAGGUUCUUACCUUGCUCGGAAGAGGCUCAUUUGCAUGUGUGUAUAGAGCGAAAUCUACCAACACGGGGUUGGAGGUGGCAAUCAAAAUGAUCGAUAAGAAGGCGAUGCACAAGGCCGGCAUGGUCCAGCGGGUCAGCAACGAGGUGGAGAUCCAGUGUCGCCUGAAGCACCCGUCGAUAUUGGAGCUGUAUAACUACUUUGAGGACAGUAACUACGUGUACCUGGUCCUGGAGAUGUGUCACAAUGGGGAGAUGAGCCGGUACCUGAAGGACAGGAAGAAGCCCUUCACAGAGGACGAAGCACGCCACUUCAUGCACCAGAUAGUGAAGGGCAUGCUGUACCUGCACACGCACGGCAUCAUGCACCGGGACCUGACGCUGUCCAACCUGCUGCUCACCAGCAGCAUGAACGUGAAGAUCGCCGACUUCGGCCUGGCCACCCAGCUGAAGCUGCCCAGCGAGAAGCACUUCACCAUGUGCGGCACGCCCAACUACAUCUCGCCCGAGGUGGCCACGCACAGCGCCCACGGCCUGGAGUCGGACGUGUGGGCGCUGGGCUGCAUGUUCUACGCCUUCCUGACGGGCCGGCCGCCCUUCGACACGGACACGGUGAAGAACACGCUCAGCCGCGUGGUGCUGGGCGAGUACGAGAUGCCCGCGCACGCGUCCCGCCACGCCCAGGACCUCAUCCACCAGCUGCUGCGCCGCAACCCCGCCGACCGGCCCAGCCUGGCCGCCGUGCUCGACCACCCCUUCAUGACCAACCGCGGCGGGGGCGGGGCCCGGGACGGGCCGGCGUCGGCCGCGUCGGAGGGCUCCAUGGACAGCGGCAUCGCCACCAUCGCCACGGCCUCCAGCAGCGGGGGCAGCCGGCUCUACCAGAGGGCCCGGCACGUGGUGGGGCCCACCCUGCCCAACCGCCUGGCCCCCGUCCCGGCCGAGCCCCGGCGGCCCUGCGACUCGGGGUGCGAGGGCGGGGGGGAGCGCUGGCCCCGCACCAACAGCCUGCCCAGGGGGGGCCGCGGGAGGGCGUCCCAGAGGGGGGCGGACGAGGAGAGGCCCCACUCCCGAUACCUGAGGAAGGCCCACUCCUCUGUCUCGCCCAACUCCUCGGGCGUGAUGCCGCAGGACGUCCUGCAGGGGGCGCUGGAGAGGUGCCGCUCUGUGGAGGUGCUGGCUGAUUCGGGGAGGCCGGCCUUUCUCCCGGCCCCCAGCUACACAGACCCCCCGCGGGACCAGGGUUCCCCCCCACGCACCAAAACCGCGCACUCUGGAUCCUUCCUCCCCACUCACCCGUCCCUGCAGUUCAGCAAGCAGACAGAGCCGGAGGGAGUCUCACGCUGGUUUAGUAAAGAAGGACCAACCAGAGGACCCGCAGACACGAGCGCCCAUAGCAACAGUGGCAGUUUCCAUGGCACCCGGGAGCCCUUGGUAGCGCAUAACUCUUGGGGUGACAACCAGAGGAGCGGGGGUGGGAACCCCGCCCACAGCGUCCCCCAGACCGUCUCCAGGGCCUACAAGGAGAAUGCGGGAGGAGCCAUCGAGAGCCACGCCCCUUUCCCUGAACGCGGCCUCCCCUCCUCUAAAGACCAGCCGCGGGGCGCCCCAGAGAAACGGCCCUACAAGAACACGCUCCCCGCCCUGUGUGCUGUCCGCCUGAAGCCCAUCAGACAGAAGACCAAAAACGCUGUGGUGAGCAUUCUGGAGACGGGGGAGGUGUGCAUGGAGAUGCUGAAGGGCCACGGGUCUCAGGAGCGGGUCAGAGAGGUGCUCCGGAUAUCGUGCGAUGGGUCAGCGGUCACCAUCUAUCAGCCGAACGAGGGCAUGGGCUUCCCCCUGCAGGACCGCCCCCCCACCCCUCCUGAAGACCUCUUCAUCUGCAGUCGUGAGGAUUUGCCAGAGAAGUACUGGAAGAAGUACCAUUAUGCCUCGAAGUUUGUGCAGCUGGUUAAAUCGAAGACCCCGAAAGUUACGCUUUACACAAAGCAUGGCAAGUGUGUUCUGAUGGAGAACUCGCCCAACGCUGACCUGGAGGUGUCCUUCUACGACGGUGCGAAGACGCACAGGACGGCGGAGCUGGUGCGUGUGGUGGAGAGCUCAGGGAAGUCCUACACAGUGAAGGGGGAGGUGGGGCUAAACGGCCUCAGCCCCACCAGCAGGGCCUACAUGGAGCUCACCGAUGAGGGCCACCACAUGUGUCUGGCCAUCGAAGCCGCCAUCGCCUCAGAGGAGCAGCGGACGGGCUCCUCCACGCCGUUCUUCCCCAUCACCAUCGGCAGGAGGCCGCCCAAGGCUGACUCCCCCAGCCCGUCUUCCCAGAACGCACCGGGGUGGAGACCUCCCGCCGUUUCUGACGUAGGGCAGGUCUGCUCUUCCCCCCCUACCCAGUCCCCCCACAUCACUCCCUCGAUGAUUUCCUACGACGGGUCAGACUUCACCACUGCCAGCCUGAUGAAGAACACCUCCCCGUCUGCCCAGAAAGGGCACGCCUCCAGCACCGGCAAGGUGCUCAAGUCUGUGUUUGUGCCCAACAUCGGCUGGGCCUCGCAGCUGACCAGUGGGGAGGUCUGGGUGCAGUUCAAUGACGGGUCACAGCUGGUGGUACAGGCUGGAGUUUCCUCCAUUAUUUACACGUCACCCGACGGACGCACCACCAGUUACAAAGAGAACGAGAAACUUCCGGAACACGUGAAGGAGAAGCUGCACUGCCUGUCGUCCAUCCUGGGGCUGUUGGCCAGUCCUGCAGGGCGGCGCUAGCGAGCACUCUGUCCUCACACUCCCUCCUGUGGUGCCUUACAGACAGACCUGCGUUACCUGGGAAUAUGCCACUCUCCAAACUUAUCCCCAUUCCAGAGCGACAGACCCUUCUGCACUCACCACACUUAUCCCCAUUCCAGAGCGACAGGCCCUUCUGGAUACGCUGUGCGUGUAAAUACCUGUAAAAUGAAAUUUAAUGUAAAAGAAUAAUGUGAAAGAAUAUAUAUUUUUAACUUUUUUUCUUGUUGUGCCUCCUGUACGUGUCCCAGGAGAGCUUCCCCCGAAGGCAGCUUUACAUUUUGCGUCGUCGUCCUCGUUCAUGCCGUAGCCUCAAUGAAAUGUACGCUGUUGUUAAUGCAAAACAAAACAGAACAAAAAGUUUUAAAUAAAAGCACUGUGGGCUGGGUGGA
This is a messenger RNA of Anguilla rostrata (American eel), 3387 nucleotides long. It is a transcript of the gene plk4, whose product is annotated as polo-like kinase 4 (Drosophila). The transcript is spliced from 17 exons. Lineage: Eukaryota; Metazoa; Chordata; Actinopteri; Anguilliformes; Anguillidae. Gene Ontology annotation, molecular function: protein serine/threonine kinase activity; ATP binding; protein binding. Gene Ontology annotation, cellular component: cytoplasm; centrosome; kinetochore. Bases 308 to 2977 code for a protein of 889 amino acids. The record is from RefSeq and is a predicted model, not a curated record. Gene Ontology annotation, biological process: protein phosphorylation; mitotic spindle organization.